Parathielavia appendiculata is the source of this 1936-nucleotide messenger RNA. RefSeq names its product mitochondrial carrier. The record is from RefSeq and is a predicted model, not a curated record. Lineage: Eukaryota; Fungi; Ascomycota; Sordariomycetes; Sordariales; Chaetomiaceae. Bases 1 to 1545 code for a protein of 514 amino acids. Gene Ontology annotation, biological process: mitochondrial coenzyme A transmembrane transport; mitochondrial fusion. Gene Ontology annotation, cellular component: mitochondrial inner membrane. Gene Ontology annotation, molecular function: coenzyme A transmembrane transporter activity. The transcript has 3 exons.
AUGGCGAGCCAUAACGACGGGGUCAAUCCCCUGAGACCGUACUACAUCCCCCCAACCAUCGGAGAACCGCCCGAAGCUCUGCCCACCCCUGGCCCGCGCGCAUUUUCCCAUGCCAACUCGACGGGGAGGUACGCCUCCAAGGCACGCGACAUUUUCUCCGACAUAGACUACAAGGACUACAUUGCUGAGCCAUCGCCGUCGGCGGUACAGACACUCAAGGAGGUGUUGGACGAGCUGCUAUGGAAGUACACGUCCGUCUUGAUGGCGCAACCCUUCGAGGUCGCCAAAACCAUUAUGCAGGUAAGGGCUCAGGAUGACCUCGGAGGGCUAGAAGCGGCAGCAGCCACAGCAGCGGCAGCGGCAGCGGAGGAGGCCCGACAGAAGCAGGCCAGCCAAAGGAUAAAUAUGUAUGACGAGGAUGCCCACUAUGAUUCAGACUCAGACCUCGACGAGUCGGCCUUCUUUACCUCUCACCAACCGCGAACACCAUCACCUAUCCUCUCUCGCUCAAAGCACCCGAGGCAUCCGACCUCCCAAUCUCCACAACCAGCUUCCAGGCCAAUACCAGCACACCAACUAGCCAUUCGCACGCCCGACUCAGUAUUGGAGGUGAUCGCCCAGCUGUGGCAGAAAGAAGGCGCUUGGGGCGUGUGGAAGGGCUCCAACGCGACGUUUAUUUACUCCGUCCUCCAGUCCCUUCUCGAGAAUUGGUCCCGCAGCCUCCUCAGCGCCCUGUUCAACGUCCCGGAUCUAGGCGUCAAGAACGACUUGGACCGGCUCGUAGACAUCGCAACCCCGUACCCCUGGGCCUCCCUCUUCGUCGCCGCCGCGGCGGCCAUCGUAACAGGCCUCAUCCUCUCCCCGCUCGAUCUCAUCCGCACCCGCCUAGUAAUAACCUCAGCCGCCUCCCGCGCCUCGCGCCGCACCCUCUCUGCGCUCCGCAGCCUGCCGUCCUACCUCUGCCCCUCACCCCUCGUGGUGCCGACGAUCCUGCAUUCCCUCGUGCACCCGCUCCUGACCCUUUCCACCCCGCUCGUCCUCCGCACCCAAUUCAUGAUCGACCGCGAGCUGGCGCCCACCACCUUCUCCGUCGCCAAGUUCUGCUCGUCCACCGUCGCGUUGGCUCUCAAGCUCCCGCUCGAAACGGUCCUCCGCCGCGGCCAGGUUGCCGUACUUAACUCGCCGCGGUAUCUCAGUGCUAUGGAAGGAGGGGGGGAUGCGGGGGGGAAGGGGAAGAGUAGGAAGCUGGAUGAGACGCCUGCUGCUACGGAAAUGGAGACGGUCGUCCCGGUGGGGAGGUAUGACGGCGUGUUUGGGACAAUGUAUGCCAUUGUGUACGAGGAGGGGUCCCAUGUCGUGCCCGGCACGGUCGCAGGCACGGGAGCGGGGGCUAAGGCGAGGAAGAACAAGGGGGUGGCUGAGGCGGUGUACAGGAGAGGGCAGGGCCUGGAUGGGUUGUGGAGGGGAUGGAAGGUUAGUUGGUGGGGACUGGUUGGGUUAUGGGCGGCUGGUGUGCUGGGUGGUGGCGGAGACGGGGAAUUCUGAGGUCUCUUCUAAUCUUCCCUCUCCCAGUUGCUCUCUGACCAAAGGGAAGAUGGAUGAUGAGCGGCUGCGAAGGCGUGUCAGGGGAGAAGUGUCUGGAUAAGGGCGUCCGUGUCCGUACGGCAUGACAUGGUACGGUGUAACUCGGCACAGGACUGGCUCAGGGGCGUUUACGGGCAGCGAAUUUUUUUCGGUUUCCAUUUCUGCGCAGUGAUUCCCCGCUCAUGAAAGACUAUGAUAUCUAUCUUACCUUGGUUGCGGGAUUCCAGGGCGUGGGCUUGGGUUGCAUCUGUAUCUCUAGCUGGCUGUGUAAAGUAUGACAACAGUGGCGGUGGAUACAUAGAGUCAAUAAUAGGCCGGUUGAGGUCAGCCUCGGCCGGUGUUUUAUCACGGU